UUGCAGCCGUCCCAUGAGCACGUUCACGUGUACUGCUGUGUUAUGCAAACAGUGGCGUUCCUACUUUGAAAUAGCAGCGCUAAACACUAAAAAUCACAGGGGGAGAAAUGAAAAGGAAACCGACGAAGUCAGAUGCAUGUGAAUCAAAGGGUAAAGUGAAGAAAAGGACCGGGGAGAACUGCGCUCCGACUCUCUCCAAAAAACUACGAGACAAAAAAGAUGCAGAGACAUCCAAGCGAGGGCCUCCUCUCAAGUCUGCAGGAGUCCAGAGGAGAAGUGGGUUUGGAAGUAUCCUGCACUACAUCUACAAGAGCACUCUGGGGCAAAGUCUUCACUCACAGAUGAGACAGUGUCUCCAGGAACCUUUCGUUCGCUCCCUGUCCUCCUACCAUUUCCACGGAGCCACCAGCCCCUUCGACCGCAGGAUCACCUGUCUGGAGUGGCAUCCCACUCUGCCCACCACUCUGGCUGUGGGCUCCAAGGGUGGCGACUUGUAUCUGUGGGACUUUGAAGUGCCCACGGAGAAAGCUUUCAUUCAAGGGAACGGAGCAGGGGACUUCAUCGGAGGGAUGAAGUUUUGCCCGAUGGACCGUUCCAAAGUCUAUGUGGCUUCGGGCGAGGGCACGUUGACCGCGCAGAGCUUUGAGGGCCGAACAGCCGCCCUUCUGUCCAGAACUGAAGACUGUGGCCACGAUCACCACAAUGUUUGUUACUGGUACUGCUGUGUCGAUGUGUCAGUAAGCCGACAGAUGCUUGUGACUGGAGACAAUGUGGGACAGCUCUUACUCCUGGGUUUGGAUGGCCAGAAGAUUUUCAGUGACAAGUUGCACAAAGCCAAAGUAACCCAUGCGGAGUUCAACCCCCGCUGUGAUUGGUUGUUGGCGACGGCCUCUGUGGACCACACGGUGAAGCUUUGGGACCUGAGGAACAUCAAGGACAAGAAAAGCUUCCUCCACGACCUGCCUCACGAGAGAGCUGUCAACUCAGCCUAUUUCAACCCACUGGACUGCUCCAAGUUGCUCACCACAGAUCAGUACGACCAGAUCCGGGUCUACUCGUCCUCCGAUUGGUCGAAGCCUCAACAUAUCAUCCAGCAUCCACACAGACAGUUUCAGCAUCUCACACCCAUCAAGGCCACCUGGCACCCUUCCUAUGACCUAAUUGUGGCGGGCCGCUACCCUGAUGACCGCGUUUGCCCCGGAGAUCAGAGGACCAUCGACAUAUUUGAUUCCAACACAGCAGAGCUCGUGUGUCAGCUGCAGGAUCCCACUGUUUCAGGGAUCAAAUCUAUCAACAAAUUCAACCCUAUGGGCGACGUGAUUGGAUCGGGAAUGGGUGUGACAGUGCUCAUCUGGGACAGGAACGAGUCACUGAUCAGAGACCGACACAAACAGGAGGAAACCUCGACCUCGGUGGACAGUUCGAGAGGCCAGAGGAGGAGUCAGCAGCGCUCCGGCAGGGACAGGAGAGGUCCCGCUGUGGAUGCAAAGCUCAAGAAGAAACUGGCCUCUCUGGAAGAAACAGGGACCAAAACCAAGACCCAGACUGGGUGCACAAAACAAAAACAAGCACAGAUGAGGAAGAAGUAAACUAUAAUAGAGAGGCUAUUGAAAAUCUAUGUAUAUAUUACUUUGUUUACAGUUUGUUGGGUCUCUAACUUCAGGGAUUGUUUGAAUGUUUAAAAAAUGUUCCAGAUGUUCUUUUAUGAACCAUUUUAAAACCAAAGCUCUUGUAUGUUCU
Molecule: messenger RNA, 1740 nt
Organism: Chelmon rostratus (copperband butterflyfish)
Lineage: Eukaryota; Metazoa; Chordata; Actinopteri; Chaetodontiformes; Chaetodontidae
Gene: ddb2
Product: damage-specific DNA binding protein 2
Exons: 11
Coding region: 108-1589 (493 amino acids)
Biological process (GO): DNA repair; response to UV
Cellular component (GO): nucleus; Cul4-RING E3 ubiquitin ligase complex
Molecular function (GO): damaged DNA binding; protein binding
Source: RefSeq, a predicted model, not a curated record